Messenger RNA from Monoraphidium neglectum, 633 nucleotides. RefSeq lists its product as hypothetical. NCBI's taxonomy places the organism in Eukaryota, Viridiplantae, Chlorophyta, Chlorophyceae, Sphaeropleales, Selenastraceae. The record is from RefSeq and is a predicted model, not a curated record. The transcript is spliced from 3 exons. The coding region runs from base 1 to 633 and encodes 210 amino acids.
AUGACGUCAUUCAUGCAUCACCGCUCGAGCGACACCGCGCUCCGCCCUGCAAUCCACCCGUCUGCAGGCGACCUGUACCAUCUUGAGUUCCACAGGGCCAACCCCUGGCGCCGCGGUAUGGCCCCAGAGGCCAUUGGCGCCGCAGCCGCCGACGCGGACGAGGACUCCGGCCCCGGCGACGACGCCUGCAGCGGCGGCGGCGGGGACGGCGGCGGGGCCGGUGCGCCCGCGUCGCGGCCGGGGCGGUGGCUGCCGCGGGCGGGGGAGGACCCGGUGGCUCUGGCGGAGGCCGAGUGCGCGGAGCAGCUGCAGCUGUGGGCGGUCGCGGCGCUGUGCAGGAGCCUGUCAUUAGACAACGUGCUGACUCUGCUCAACGCGGCCCUGCUGGAGAAGCAGGUCGCCGUCUUCUGCCCCCACAUCGGCACCCUCUGCGCCUGCGUGCUUGCGCUCGUGCCGCUGCUGCGGCCGUUCGUCUGGCAGAGCCUGCUGCUGCCGGUGACGCCCGCGGGGAUGAGGGGCUUCCUCGAGGCGCCGGUGCCGUUUGUGCUGGGGCUGCAGUACAAGACGCCAGAGGUGUCAGCUAGCCCCAGCCCCAGCCGUGGCCCCAACCCCGCGUGUAAACCCUCAUCCUAA